AUGGCAUCGUCUUCAUCAUCAUCACCCGAGAUCUCUGCCGCCUUGACCGCUGCAGGGUCCUCACAAUCUUCCGUUCAAUAUGCGCAUCUCAGUCGAGAAGAAGUGCUCGAGGAGCUCUCCAGUCGUUUCGUCUUGAACUUGCCCGACGAAGAACUUGCGUCCGUUGAACGAGUGUGCUUCCAGAUGGAACAAGCACAUUGGUACUACGAAGACUUUAUCAGAGAGCAGAAUCCUGCAAAAUUUCCGUCCUACAGUCUCAAGACCUUCUGCGAGAUCCUGUUCCGAACUUGUCCACACUUACAUCACCUUGCAAAUGAUCACGAUCGUGCGUUUGACAAGUUUAUGCAAUACAAGACGCGAGUACCUGUCUGUGGUGCCAUCAUGUUGAACGAGACUUGGGACAAGUGUGUACUCGUCAAAGGCUGGAAAUCGUCCGCAGGGUGGGGUUUCCCGAAGGGCAAGAUUAAUCAGGAAGAACCACGACCUCGUUGUGCCGUCCGUGAGGUCCUGGAGGAGACUGGAUAUGAUCUGGAGGGCCAAAUCGUGCCAGAGAAUGUCAUCGAGCUGUCCAUCAAGGAGCAGUCGAUAUCUCUGUACAUUGUCGCUGGUGUCCCCGAAGACUUCCCGUUCGAAACGAGGACACGCAAGGAAAUCAGUAAAAUCCAAUGGUUUAGGCUGGCGGAUCUCCCGACAUGGAGGCGUAAUAAGCCCGUUCCGGGGAAGUUCUAUCUCAUAUCUCCCUUCAUUGGCCCAUUGAAAGCAUUCAUCCACGAUCGUAAACCACGCAACUUGCCGAGGCGCAAUGGCCAAACAUCACAUGCCCCUCUCAACGCACAUGCCUCCAGCGAGGACGACGCCGCGAACUUGGACAACUAUGCUCCAGUCAACGGUGAUCAUGCGCAAGAAUCAAGUUCUCAGUCAUCGUCUGCUGACAACGGCGAACCGCAAACACCCUCACCUCAGUACAGCGCUCCGCACGUAAAUUAUCAGCCCCCUUCCCACCUAGAGCAUCAUGACGAAGCGGCGGAAAUGAACUUAAACGGAGUAGACCCUCAUUUUGCCCGCUUGCUGAAUUCGUUGUCCUUGUCAGCGUCAGCUUCCGUCACGAAUGCUGCGAUGGAGCCGAUCAACAGCAAACAACCAGUACUGUCACCCCCGAUUCCUCUCAUUCAUCAUCAUCCUGCAGUCGGCAUGUCCCAAAGCUCUGACCUCCGCUCAGACUGGUCCGUCAACGUGCCUCAGCGAACUGCUGAGCCGCCCCUUGCGUCCUCGGCAAAACAUAGCACCCGUGCCCCAGAACAUGGCUCUCGACCACCUGCCACCACGACGACGUCGUUUGCUGGUUCCUUUACGUCCAGCCUCAACGCUCAAUCAUCAGAGAGCAGCCUAGGUCUUCAGCAGCAACGCCCACCUUCGUCGCACGCGAUUACAUCAGACGGGCAGACGAAGUUGUCUCCCCGGCCGUCACGAGCCCGCCGUGCCUCCAAAGCAUCAGCAGACAUUUCUCCGUACCUCUCGCGCCCUCACGACAUCCAGAAGGAGAUGAAGUACAUCUCGUUACUCGAGAACGUCGCGAAAGAGUCGGACAGGCUGUCGUCUCACUUGGCUCGCCAGACCCCCUCCAUCCCGGACUCCCUGUCUACCUACUCCGGCCUGCCUCCGCCUAUGCCACCAGCGCCUGCAAUCGGACGUGCCGACGAACCCCUCAUGUAUUCCUCUGCUGCCGUUGGUGGGCCAGUGUAUCCCGGGUCUAACGCGAUGCCUCCUCUCGACUCGCCCUACGACGACCCCUUCACAGUACGUCCGCGCACCAGCACCGCCUUCCAUCCUCUACCCUACCCGACGUCGCGCAAGGCUAGUCUGACCGAGGACCAGCUACGCUACAUGACUCCAGGACUGGAGUCACGAACGCCGAGGGUGCCCGGCCCUGCAUUCGGCACCUUCCCCCCUCCAGCUGGUCCGACUACAUUCGGUCUCGCGAAUGGAAUGCCGCGACCCGCCACCAUGGCGCCGCUGCGCGUUCUCCCGCCCUCACAGUAUUCGAUGUACGACGGUCCCUCGCAGCUGUCGCCGAUGUCUGGUCCGCCUCUGUCUCCGUCCGCAGCCUACGCUGCCUCUGCGGGCCCUCCCCUCAUGUCCGUGAACACCAUGCGCGCGGCAAAGAACGCUCAUUUGCUAUCUAUUUUGAACACGCCCAGCACCGCGCCCCGCCCGCUCGCCGCACCCGGUCUCAUGCCCGUGAACGUAAACGGCGUUGGGCCAAGAUGA
Molecule: messenger RNA, 2268 nt
Organism: Rhodofomes roseus
Lineage: Eukaryota; Fungi; Basidiomycota; Agaricomycetes; Polyporales; Fomitopsidaceae
Product: pyrophosphatase DCP2
Exons: 7
Coding region: 1-2268 (755 amino acids)
Biological process (GO): nuclear-transcribed mRNA catabolic process, nonsense-mediated decay; deadenylation-dependent decapping of nuclear-transcribed mRNA
Cellular component (GO): cytoplasm; P-body
Molecular function (GO): RNA binding; manganese ion binding; 5'-(N(7)-methylguanosine 5'-triphospho)-[mRNA] hydrolase activity
Source: RefSeq, a predicted model, not a curated record